Paramacrobiotus metropolitanus is the source of this 1111-nucleotide messenger RNA. RefSeq lists its product as uncharacterized. The coding region runs from base 5 to 1039 and encodes 344 amino acids. The record is from RefSeq and is a predicted model, not a curated record. Lineage: Eukaryota; Metazoa; Tardigrada; Eutardigrada; Parachela; Macrobiotidae. The transcript is spliced from 2 exons.
GGAUAUGGAAAAGGUCACAGUUUCAUCGAAGACAAAAGGCCCAAUGGACUCGGAAUCGGGAAGUGAUGACGAUACUACAAUAACGGCUCCUUCUGGACCUGCGACAGAAAAAGAUGAACAGUCGAAAGGUCAAAAGACAUCUGGAACUACCGCAGAAGUCCAAUCGAAAGGUCAUGAGACUUCAGACAAACGGGAGAAAGAAAAGGUCAUGCUCCCGAUGGAUAAGGCAGCGGCAGAAGCUGAAGCGGAUUCGGCGCGCCAGGUGUUUCACAAAUCACUGUUCAUACCAUUAAAGGACGUCUUUGAGAAGGAACGAUCGAAGUCGGUCGGCGAUUUAAAAGGUCAAGAGACUUUGCCACAGGAGGAGAAGAAGACAGCCGAACCAAAAUCGGCGGGGUCAUCAUCAGGAUCACUGGCAAAGCUGAGGAUCGACGAGACAGCGACGGCUGACCCAACGGACUCGACAUCCUCCCAGAAAAGUAGCGGAACACCGGCAAAGGAGGCUACAGAUUACAUGUUAGGGCCGGCAUUGGACGUGAAUAAUCGUACAUGGAACGAAGUCCAGAACGCGCUCCAGAUCAUCCGAGAAAAAGAGAUGCUUGGUACAGAUCUGAAGAGACAAGUGGCAAUAAAUUCAAACGGAAGGUCGUCACUUAACAUGACUGAACGAGCUCUGAAACGAGCAUAUAAAGAAGGAAAGCUGGGAUGUAAAUACAAUAAGGAUAACAAAGUCGUUUACUACCUUCCGAAACAGGGUCAGGAACGAACGCCCAGAUUGAAAAUGGAAUUGGAGGCCUGGAAGAUAGCCAUCACAGACGUGGCUUUGGACGCCAUCGGCGGUACAAAUGGAGCGUCAUGGAAUGACCUUUCGAACUUCAUGUCCGUCAAUUAUGAAUUGGGAGAGUUGAAUAUUGAAAGCGAUAAGGAGUGGAUUAAGAAUGCCGUUGAAGCCUUGAUCUCGGACGAAGUGCUUCAUAUUAAGCCAGAUGGCCGAAUCGAUUUCAAGCCGUAUAAACCAUCGACGAAAGAAUCCGAGUGAACUAACCGAGUGUAAUAUGCAGCGAAUUAAAGAAGAAAGAUGGCACAAAAAGGUCAAGCCACUCCUAAAGGU